AUGCUCGCUUCAUCCUCUACAUCUUCGCCGAUCUUUUCAUCAUCAGUUGUGAAAUAUAACAUGAGGAGACCAAGAGUGGCAAACUCAUCCCUGUUCGCAAAUGCAUCUAUCAAAGCAUCUCACAGCAGGAUGAAACCUGUUGCGCAGUGUUCACAUAACGUGAUGCCAAUAUCUGAUCAAUUGUGGUCUAAUCAUCCAGCUACUAGCAAGGUCAAGGAGGUCUCUUCAUUGGAAAACGUUCUGAAGAAUUUUUGGGAUAAACAAAGGGAUCAAGUAGAAAACUUCACAGGGUUCAACCGCCAAAAUAAUUUGCCGCUAUCUAGGGUCAGAAAGAUUUUAAAAUCUGAUCCUGACGUCAAGAUGAUCAGCCGGGAAGCUCCUGCUUUGUUUUCCAAAUCUUGUGAAUACUUCAUUCUAGAGCUAACAUUACGCGUUUGGAUGCAUACUCAGUCACGCUCUAGUCAGACUAUCCGGCGUUGUGAUAUCUUCCAGGCCGUAAAGAAUUCAAAAAUUUAUGAUUUCCUGAUCGAUGUUGUUCCUUUUGGACCGCACUGUGUCACCCAUCAGGGUCUGCCAGAACAUGCAGAACCUGAGCAAGUGUUGCCUAGUCCUAAGAUGAUUCUGCCAGAACAUGCAGAACCUGAGCAAGUAUUGCCUAGUCCUAAGACGAUGAUUCUGCCAGACAUGAAUGUUCCAGUCGAUAUGAACGAGAUUGAGCAGGAGAAUCCGGUAACCGAGCGCUUUAUCAAGAAUAAAGGGUUUGACCUCAACUUGAUCGCCAGUGAAGAUGAUUCUGAUGGAAGUGGAGAAGAAAUUUGA
Molecule: messenger RNA, 819 nt
Organism: Arabis nemorensis
Lineage: Eukaryota; Viridiplantae; Streptophyta; Magnoliopsida; Brassicales; Brassicaceae
Source: the annotation of a GenBank genome assembly